Caenorhabditis briggsae is the source of this 243-nucleotide messenger RNA. Lineage: Eukaryota; Metazoa; Nematoda; Chromadorea; Rhabditida; Rhabditidae. The annotation marks the transcript as partial. The transcript is spliced from 2 exons. Gene Ontology annotation, biological process: regulation of DNA-templated transcription. Gene Ontology annotation, molecular function: DNA-binding transcription factor activity; sequence-specific DNA binding; zinc ion binding. The record is from RefSeq and is a predicted model, not a curated record.
UCAUCAGAUGAGUCAUCCACGUCUUCUACAGUAACCCAAAAGGAUACUACAGUAACACCUUGUACUGUCUGUGGUGACGUGGCAAAUGAGAAAAGAUACGGUACAUGGGCAUGUCUAGGGUGUAUCGUGUUCUUUCGGAGGAUCGUUUUGAGGAAAAUGAAGUAUAAAUGUCAAAGAGAGGAAAGAUGUGAUGUUACUGUAGAAACCAGAUGUGUUUGUCGAUCGUGUAGGAGGAAAAAAUGU